GGAGGGCGCUGAGCUUCCCUUUAAGCGGCCGCAGACGGGAAGCCUCUCACGAACAAAUGGCGUCCCUCCAGUCGGGAGCAGCUGAUUUCUCCACCGAGCACCGCCGCGCGGACGGCGGAGAGGUAAACACACCGCCCCCGGAUUCCUUUGCAAUGAGAUAGACUCUCGCUUUUACGCCGGAUUCGCGGAGCAGUGACGGCUGGACGCUGCGGACUCCUCAGUCACCGAGAUCAGACCGCUGUUCCGGGGUGUGCAAAACAAACCCGACGCGGACAGUGUCAGCUGCAGCGUGCGCUCCCCUCCGCUGUGCGCAUUAAUCUGCGCGGGUUGUGCGGUGUUUGUCGCCGAUGGUCGUCGGCGUUAGCGUGUCACACGGGGCCGGAUCUCACGCGCUGGAGGCGACAGUAGCGGGUCAAAUGUUUCCACCCCGACGUUGGAGGGACACAUAACGAACAUGGGCAUCACCCCUUCAGAGAUCUCCUCCUCCUCCUCCUCCUCCUCCUCCUCAUCAUCAUCCUCCGCCUGACUGGUUGGCCGCUUCUUCGCUAAUCCAAUUCAGGAGAUCAUCUUGCCAACCUUUUCCUGAGGUUACACCAGCAGGACGGCGUUGUCCCAGAAAGCCAGCUCUGUGGCCGUGAAGAUGACCACGGCGCGGUACCGUCCCACCUGGGAGCUGGCCGUGGACCCCCUGGUCUCGUGUAAGCUGUGCCUUGGGGAAUUCCCUCUGGAGCAGAUGACCACCAUCACACAGUGCCAAUGUGUCUUCUGUACACUGUGCCUGAAGCAGUAUGUGGAACUCCUGAUUAAAGAAGGCCUUGAAACUGCAAUUAGCUGUCCAGACUCUGCCUGUCCCAAAAGAGGACACUUGCAGGAAAAUGAGAUUGAGUGCAUGGUGGCCACGGAGAUGAUGCAGAGAUACAAGAAGCUCCAGUUUGAAAGGGAGGUGCUGCUGGACCCAUGUCGGACGUGGUGCCCUUCCUCGACCUGCCAGGCCGUGUGCCAACUAAAGGAAGCAGAUUCUCCUGCGCCACCCCAGCUGGUCCAGUGCGCCGUUUGUGCCCUCGAGUUCUGCUCGGCCUGCAAGGCCAACUGGCACCCCGGACAGGCCUGCCAGGAGAACAACCUGCCCAUUACCUCCUACCUGCCAGGAGAAAACAGCUCUUUCUUUAAGAAUGAAGAGGAUGACGCACCAAUCAAGCGCUGUCCUAAAUGUAAAGUUUACAUUGAGAGGGACGAAGGCUGUGCACAGAUGAUGUGCAAGAACUGCAAACAUGCCUUUUGCUGGUACUGUCUGGAGUCCCUGGAUGACGACUUUCUCCUGAUCCACUAUGACAAAGGGCCCUGUCGGAACAAACUGGGCCACUCCAGGGCGUCUGUUAUCUGGCACAGAACACAGGUUGUGGGGAUCUUCGCUGGCUUUGGCCUGCUCCUGCUGGUCGCCUCCCCUUUCCUCCUUCUGGCCACUCCCAUUGUCCUCUGCUGCAAGUGCAAGUGCAGCAAAGGUGAUGACGACCCAUUGCCAACCUAAACACGUCAUCAAAGCUGGAGCAGAGAGCCGCUUCAUGGAUGGGCCAUGUUUUGAUUUCCUUUUCACCCCCUUUUUUUACGUUCUUCUCCUCCCACCAGCUUUGAGUGCUUAAUUUUUUUGGGGGGGCUGAGCCUGCAACAGCCCUGGCCGCUUCGGGAUCCAUCGCUCUGCAUGAGAGAGGCAUGGUAGGAAAGCGACCCUACACCUUGGCCUGAAGAGGGGUGCAGGGUCACAGGUCAGAGGAGGUCAGACACGUCCAAGGGCCACUGUGUCCACGCAUUAGACAUUGGUGUUUUCGGGACGUGGAGGAAGUCUGGGUCACUUCAAGUGGUGCUCAGUCGUGGGCUACCGUAGUGUGGUGUUUUGGCCGGUCACUACAAACGAAGGAAGAAUUCAAGUUAACAAUUGCUUUUCUCUUGUAUGGACAUUAUAAUGCAGGAGCCACUUUUUGAAAGGACUUUUACUUUAUCGCUCUGUUUUCUUUAAAGCUUCCCCCUAACCUCCACCACCACCACCACCACCACCACCACACCCGACGUAGCUCUACAGAUUCAGUCCGUAGCAUUAGAGUUACGCCACGCAUGUUUGGGUGUUCACUCGAUUUGCACACGGAACGUGAUUUUUUUCACAUCAUGUUCACGACUGAGGUGGAGAUGGGAGGCUGUUGUUACUCUCAGCUCAAUGUAUAGCACGUCCUCUUGAUGAUGUCAAUGUUUUAAAACCUGUUGCUUUUAAUAGACCUGUGCUCAGAGUUGUGUCUGUGUUGUAUUUUGAGUGUUUUCCAAACGGUAAGGUACACUUAUUAAAGGGGAUUGCCACUCAAAUUUCAAAACACACUAAUUACCUUUGGUCAAGUGACACUGAAGACUGUUCAACUUUCAGCUCAUGUUUUUCAUUAUUACCAUCUGUCCGAAAUCACUUUCUUUGACACACCUCCGGACAUUUCUUCAAGAGACAGAAACAUUGUGUGCGAAAGAUGUCAUUCAGAUUUCCCAAAUUGAGUGGUACUCCCCUGAAGUUCAACAAUAAUGUAAAGUCUAUUAGAGGACUUUGUAUCCACAUGUUAUGGAACCAUUUUAAUACUACACUAAAAGAGAUCCUCAGUCCCCCAGGUGGUGGUGUAACCAAAUGGAUAUGAAUAGCCUUACAUUGAGAAUAGCCAAAAUCAGGCAUUUCCCCCUGUGCAUUAAGGAGAGUUAAAGUAUAAAAAGAAAAUCCCAGGGAAAGCGUGUUGUCAACAAAGCCCUUUAUAUUCAGAUGAUUCUAUGAUGUCAUCCAUAUGCCACGCUGUCAAUAACCAUACUGUAAAAAACAAAAAGGAAGAAUAAAAACAAACUGCCCUCAACUGAUGUUUUAUGUGACCUCGGUCCUGUAUUCCCUUAGCCUUUUUGAGCCGGAGAGUCACAAACAAUCUGAAGCUCAACUCGUACCAGAUCUCCCCCUCUUUGAGGCUUAAGAAAUACCUGCCCAAAUUGCAAACUUGCAUAUGUAAGUGGUCAGAGUGUCGAUGUUUUGUUCUGUUGGUAGUUAGACCUCCGAUAACAAGCAGCUAUUGCCUGUAACGGGCAUAAGAAAGGUCUAUAGAGUAAAUAUAAAAGAAUGUUCCAUUUUUGGGCACCUAAAUAUGAAGCUGCUCUAUACUAUAUCACUUUAUCUAUGCAAGUUUGUGCAUUUCCAUUUUUAAAAGGCUAUUGAUUGGUCAUAAUCAACUGUAUGCCAAGAGUAGGUUUAUCUGGUGAAAGCUGCAGAAUGUCACCAUAUCCAUAUUUGCAUAUCAUAGCUUUUAUUUGAUUUUUUUAUAGAGUUAUUCGGAAAACUAUCAAUUGUACUUCCAUCUUCUAAGUUGCUCUUAGCUAUCUGCGUUUUAGCUAUAUCUAAAGUGUGUGAGCUUCAAAACCAGAAUGGAGUUCGGCCACUUUUUCUUUAUUAAUAUCCUCAUUUCUUUUGAGGGGAAUCUCAGCUUCACAAAAACAGUUUAUCUAGGAACAAAGGUAAAGCCAUUUAACUAUAAACAAUUUUCUCUCUCAUAAUUUCUUUAUUACCAUGCAUAGCCAUUUGAAUGUUUUGAAUAAGUCAUUUACUACUACUUACUUUCGCCUUUUCUUCUGGUUAUUUGCAAGUGUUUAUGUAGCAUUUCCUGAAAGGUGUGGCGAUCAAAAAAAGUUUAACAUGUAACAACAGUAGCUAAUCUAAACUGAACAUAGCCAAUCUGCAACUCACUCCAGUCCUCGUGAUUUUAGCUCUGACUUUCAGUAUGAUAAUCCUAAUUUUUAGAAGCCUUACAUUAAUUCUACAUGUUACCUAUAGACUCUGUUACUUUCAUUGACCUACUGUAUGAGCAUGAUAAUUUGAUAUCAAAGACAGUCCAAUUUUCUACUUUAGAAGUUUGGUGCUGUGCUUAAAAGAAAAUAGGUAAAUUCUUAAAUGUUAUGUUUUUUUUUUAUGACAAUCGUGCCAAGCAGAUUUCUAGGAAGGGAUAAGGACAGAGCUGUCUACUGUGUGUACAUUUUGCCCAUGUAUUUGUAAUGUAUUAACAGUUUUUAUGGGGUGGGGGAAAAAAAGUAAUGCUUCUUUAUGUAGACGCUGCACUGUAUAUGGGUUUCAUUGUUUUGCUUCUUGAUAUGAUCUGUGAUGUGUGUGGUAUGGUGCCUGCUUUGUUUAACUGAGGAGUUUAGCAGCUGAAAUUAAUGUCUACUCAAUAGAAAAGUCAAUAUACAUAUGGGAGAUUGCAACUGUCCUUUUUCAUUAUGUAAUGUUACCAGGGCUCUGAUAUCACCAGGAUAAAGAUUCAUUUAAACACAAAACUAUCAGCAUCAUCAAAAUCUUGAGCAGGCACAAACUAACUGAAGUCUAAACAAAAUCAUUGCCACUUCCAUUUUUUUGAGACACCAUCCUCCUUUACCUAUGUUUGCUGGCAACUCUGAACAGGUGGAUACUGUAUUAUGCAACGAACAUAAAAGGGCCGAACAGCAAACAUUAGAAUCACUGCAGUGUCUCAUUGCAUAUUGUCUUCUACACUAGAGGCUUGGCAGGGCUCAAUAUAAAGACCUAUAUAACCACUAAAGCAGAUGAAACAUCGGCCAUGGUGUUUGAAUUCAACAGUCUGACCGAGUUAAGGGAUUGCUUCUAAAAUGUGGCACUUGAAUAAGAGGCAAGGUCAAAUCUACGUAUACGCUCAAGAUCUACUUUGCAACUAACCUAAGAUCAAGUUUGAUUACACGCGGUUUUACAACUGUGUUGUGUCGAGAUGAAACUGCAUGAUUUUUCUCUGACUUCUACAUGUUAAAUAUUACGAUAUUGUAGCCUCUAAAGAUCUUUGGAAUGGUAUCAGUCAGCUGCCUGGUUUUUAUUUUUGUUUGGAAAAACAUGUUUUGAUGAUCAGCCAUAUGAUAUACAGCAUUGACCGAUCGACCUUCCUCUAUUCAGCAGGUUGGCUAAAUAUGUUUGUUACUUUUUUGUUUGAUUUUAUUUAUUUUUUUCAUUUUAUACGCCUGUUUUUACAUCAUAGCUUGUGGUAUUUUAAUUAUCGUUUUUUAAGAGCGGAAUCCUUCAGGCCUGAUUGGUCAAUUACAUUUAAAUCAGUCACCUCAGUAAGUGGAUUAUUGUCAAAGGACAUGCUGUCUGUACACCAGACACAUGUAUUUAGAGAUAGCAACCAAUGUCUCUAGUUUAGGUAGUAAUUGAAAGUUAAUUGACCUGGGUGAUGCAAAGAUUUCAACAUUGUAAAAUGGCAUAUUUGGAACGGUUCUGUACAACUACGACAUCUCGGUAUAUCUACAGUUCCUCUAACACUGUGACACCCGGUAUUAAAGGUUGUAGUUUUUUGUGA
This is a messenger RNA of Cyclopterus lumpus (lumpfish), 5357 nucleotides long. RefSeq names its product ring finger protein 144aa (gene rnf144aa). Gene Ontology annotation, biological process: ubiquitin-dependent protein catabolic process; positive regulation of proteasomal ubiquitin-dependent protein catabolic process; protein polyubiquitination. Gene Ontology annotation, cellular component: Golgi apparatus; ubiquitin ligase complex; cytoplasm. Lineage: Eukaryota; Metazoa; Chordata; Actinopteri; Perciformes; Cyclopteridae. The record is from RefSeq and is a predicted model, not a curated record. The transcript has 8 exons. The coding region runs from base 641 to 1528 and encodes 295 amino acids. Gene Ontology annotation, molecular function: zinc ion binding; ubiquitin protein ligase activity; ubiquitin conjugating enzyme binding.